CCACACCCCGCCCCGCCCCCACCCGUGCGCCGUGGUGUAAACGAAGAAAAUGGUGACUGCAAGUGCUCCGAAAUAGCGGCAGAGCGAAACCACCUACAUUUACGGUCUUAUGCUUCUUUCUCAAUCAAGUGGACUCAUAAUGCGAUCGUGAAGCUACGUGAUGCGUUUGAGUGGACCCACAAUCUCCACGCGAGAUGUUUUGAGCGGGCUCGUGUGAUUUCGAUCGUGCGCUUUGAUGAUGUGCAUGGGGUAUGAUGUGCACUCAUCUUGACUUGGCACUCAGCUGAGUUGAUAUUCGUGGCUGGAGGAGUUACUCAUAUUGCGGAAGGAUAUGAAGGAAAUGGUCGGCGGGUGCUGUGUUUGCUCGGACGAGAGGGGCUGGGCAGAGAACCCCCUUGUAUACUGUGACGGUCAAGGAUGCACUGUCGCCGUUCACCAAGCUUGCUAUGGUAUUGUUACUGUACCCACUGGACCUUGGUUUUGCCGGAAAUGUGAAUCUCAGGAAAGGGCUGUAAGAGUGAGAUGUGAAUUAUGUCCUAUUAAAGAUGGUGCAUUGAAGAGAACUGACAAUCAAGCGUGGGCACAUGUAGUGUGCGCGUUAUAUAUUCCAGAGGUGCGAUUUGGAAAUGUGUCUACAAUGGAACCAAUCAUUCUGUCUUUGGUGCCUUCUGAACGUUACAACAAGACUUGUUAUAUAUGUGACACCCAAGGUAAGGGAUCGAGAGCGGUUCAAGGAGCCUGUAUGAAUUGCAAUAAGCCUGGGUGCAAGAUGCAAUUCCAUGUGACAUGUGCUCAAGGACUAGGACUUUUAUGUGAAGAAGCAGGGAAUUACAUGGAUAAUGUGAAAUAUUGUGGUUAUUGCCAACAUCAUUAUUCUAAGUUGAAAAAGGGAGGAAAUGUUAAGCAGGUCCCUCCAUACAAGCCUGUACCUAAUGAUUCCCCUGAGGAAAGGGAAGAAGGUGGUCGGAAGCGUAAGAGCCAGGGUGGUAAAGGAGGUGGGCGCGGAAGGAACGCCACACCUAGUCCUAACCUAAAUAAGCAAGGAGCUGCUAGCCCUAGUCCUGGCAGUGAGAGUGGUGAUCAUAGCAGAGCAAGCACACCUGCUGGUUCCAAUGGGACUGCCACCAAAGAGCUCUUACCCCCUCCGUCUAGCUCUAGUUCUGUCAUUAAAGACAGUAAAGAUAAAGACAAGAAGGAGGAGAAAGGAAAAGAAAGUGAAAAAGAUAAAGAUAAGGACAAAAAGGAUUCAAAAGAUGUAGCAAAUAGUAAUAUAAGUAGUACUGCUUCAACAACCUCUGCUAAAUUCACUACAUCUAAUUUUGUUGAGACGGUGGUGACACCAAGUGAAAGUGUUUUUGGUGCGGAUGGGUCUAAAGCGGCAACUGGUAGUAGUGGUUCUUCAAACACCAAAAAACGUCGUAAUGCUGGAGGCGUCCGAACUCCACCAUCAAGUACACCUUCACAGGACAAAGACACCAAAGAGAAAGAAAAAGAUGCUUUAGGAAGUAGUUCUGCUCCAGCAGCUCCAUCACCUACCUCAGCACCUUCCAAUACCAGUGCAUCUGUUACUAAAAUGGACAUAGAUGAAACUUGUCAUUCAGGCAGCCCUGAUGCUGUUGAAAAAGGUGUCAAGAAACUGAAAAUUGUUGCGGAACCAAAUCUCAACACACUUGGUUCUAACCAAUCCAACUCAGAAUCCAGUACUAAGGGACCUCAAAACAGUGUCUCAUCACCAGGCCCCAUGGGUCCGUCUGUGUCAUCAUCUGCCAACAGUAUUGUUGUGUCAGUGCCUCUCACAGCCGCUGUUUCUUUACCAAAUACAGCGAGUCAACAGGUGUCAAGUGCCAUAAACCAAGCUAUGAGCAAUUCAUCUUCAACACCUAUUGUACCUUCAGCAAUACCUGCGGAUCCCCACCCAUCUCAAAUAUCAAGCAGUAGUGGCAACAGUUCAAACAAGCUUCCUGCCUCAGAAAAUUUGGGGAAAAGAUCAAGGUCAUUUUCUGGUGAAAAACCAGAGAGGGUGGAGAAGCAGGAUAAGCGCAAGCUUAAGCGAGGUGGACAGCAUCAAGUAGGGGCUUCCUCAUCAGUACCUUCCAAUCCUACACCCUCUCCCAGUCCUGCAACUCCUACAACACCCUCUCCACCAACCUCAUCUGUGACUCCUCCUGUUUCUACUCCACUGCCGAGUCCUUCCCCCCUGCCUUUACUUUCUGCUCCCAUAUUAUCAACCUCGUCUUUUUCCAUGAAUCCAUCUCCAAUUUCUGUUUCUCCUUCCAUAACGCCAGCCCCCAUUCUAUCUCCUGUUUCUUCAACUUCUUUAUCACAUUCUCCCAUGCUUGGGAGACGUGGACGACCAAGUAGUACAUCCAACCCCCCUCCAACUCCUCCUGUUCCUACACAAACGCCCCCUACUAUUACUUCUUCACCUCUUGAUACAAAGCCAGGCCCUGACGACCUCUCUAGUUCUGCUAUUUCUAUGAAAGAGUCACCACCAAGUAGUCCGGAACCAGUGCCCCAUCGAGGUAGACCUAAAGGCCGUCGGGGACAUAAUACUGUGCAAAGCUCCAAGGAAGAGAAGGAGCAGAAAAUAUUCCAGAAUGGUGUUACAUCUAUAAAUAAUGCCCCACACAUGCUGGGUCAUCAACUAAACCCUUCCUCCUCAAUGGCACAGAAAAUGUCAGAUACUCUAACUGCUGAGCUAGAAGCACAUUCAGUCUUCAGUUCCGAACCAAAUCUGUCAAACCAAAACAAUCUCGUUGGACCUCAACUUCCCACUAAAGUCCUGGCUAAUGCUAGAGCUGCAGAGACUAGAAGUACACCUAGUUCAGGUGUGAUACCGCAAACAUUGGAUCAACUUUUGGAAAGACAGUGGGAGCAAGGAAGUCAAUUCUUGAUGGAGCAGGCUCAACAUUUUGACAUUGCAUCUUUGCUAACAUGUUUGCACCAGUUACGGUCUGAAAAUACUCGCUUAGAAGAACAUAUAAGGAAACUGUUAGCACGCCGUGAUCAUUUACUUGCUGUGAACGCUCGUUUAGCAAUUCCUCUGACCCAAUCUCAGCCACCAACACCACCACAUGGAACACCAGGUCAAUUUUUGAAUUGUCUCCCUGACGGUAUUGGAGCCGGACCGAGCCCUGGGCCCUUAACGCCUCAAGGAGGCUCUCAAGGACCAACAGGGCCUCCAAGCCAGUCUGUUGGAAGUGUUGGAGCUCCUCAUGUAGCUCAGGGCUCACCUCAGCUGCCUUCUCAAGGAGCUGCGUCCGUCUCAACUGGCCACCACGUCCACCAGUCAAGUCACUCGCAAAACCAUACUCAGAGCCACUCUCAGAGCCACUCGCAAGGCCAUCCACAACACUUGCAGCACUCACAGGGUCAUCCACAGUCACUUUCUCACCUGCACCAGCAGGGUCAUUCUCAAGGACACCCGCAGGGUCAUCCUUCAGGACACCCGCAGGGUCAUCCUUCAAGUCAUUCUCAAGGACACCCUCCAAGUCAUUCCCAGGGACAUCCCCAAGGACUCUCUCAAGGACACCCUCAAGGACAUCCGCAAGGACUUACAUCAGGACAUUCUCAAGGUCAUCCUUCAGGACAUCCUCAGGGACAUCCUCAGAGUCACUCUCAAGGGCAUCCUCAGGGUCAUCCUCAAACUCUAUUGCAAAAUCCUCCAAGCCAGUCAUCAAGACAGACUUCACAACGAAGUUCAUAUGGCCAACCUAGCCUGGAAAAUGGAUUACCUUCAGAGUCUAGCUCAAUGCUUCAGGGCUAUGGAGCUCACCAACGGCCUCAACCCAGUCCAAACAUCAGGCACACUCAAUCUGGCAGUCCAUACAUGAUGAGUCAAACACCACCCACCUCGAAUCCAAGUGUUGUUCGCAGCAGUCCUGUAUCAUCAGAGCAAGGGCGCAGAGGUGUGGGUGUGACGGUGCCCAUGCAAGGAUAUCCCAUGUACCCUCAGGGCAGUGCCAUCAUGAUGCCUGUCCCACCUCAGCAGGUGGUGAUGCAUCGAGAAGCUGACCUGCACCAUCCCACACCGUCCAAGCAUAGCUGAGGGUUCGCCUGGCGCGGCCCUGCUCCCUCGAGCAGAGUGCUGCAGCUGCAUUCGGGAGGAAGAUGGCGCCAUCAAAACUUCUAUGCAUACCAACAAGCUAAUCAUGCAACGUUGUUGUCUUCUUCAGCACAUGCUUAUUCUUGGUACCAACGUCCUCCAGGUUCUGCAUCUCACUCGCGCCUUAGUCUCUAUCGUUCAUACUUUUCCCACCAUUGAAAAAUAGCUCAAGAUCUCCUGCCAUAAUCAUUUUCCUUUUAUGAUUCAUCUUAAAGUGUUUGCAAUACGUACAUACAACGAAUAUUUGAAGCCUGUGAAAAGUGAGUGAAUUUUGACCAUGGCAAAGACAUUGUUACUUUGUUGAAUCUUUUUUUAAAUCUAUCUACAAUUUAUAUCUAUGUAUAAGAGUUUGUGCAAUAUUAGAAAUCCUUCCUGUUUUUUUGUUAUCUGUUACUUUUUUUUCCUUUUGAGAUAGAAUGUUUCAAUCAAUGUUGCGAAAUACUUUUGUAACUUGCCUGGACAGACUUUAGUCCACUCUGCUUGUAAUUUUACUUCAGUGUGCUUUGAUUGACUUAAAGAUAUCUGUUUUGAAGGUCUUUUUGUAUAUUUUGUUUUGGUAUGGAAACUAAAAGUAAUUUUGUACCAGGGUACUGUGUAGUUAAUUCUUGUAUCAUUUUUAUUAGUCGUAAAUGCUUGUCAUUUGCACAAAAAUCACUUCUGUUAAGAUCCUUUUGAAAUAAUAUUAGAUGUAUCUUUGUGUCUUAAACUAACUGUGUCUAAAUUUAAUUUAUUAUCAAGGAGUGAUCAUAAAUUUAACUUUUUUUUUAAAUGAGUAAUUUAGUUCAUAUUUGACAAAUUAAAAUUAAGUUUUUAGGGUUAUAUACCUUUUCAAAAUUUACUACUGGAGUAGCAAAUAAGGUAGCCUUAUCAAUAGCAUGUUGUAUCAUGUAAUAUGAAUCAGUAUUAUUAAGGGACUAUUGCAUCUUUUGGCUACAAUGUUAAACUGAGAUGCAGCAGGAAUGUAGUUCAUGGUGGGAAGUAUCAAUCGGGUGACUGCUGUAUAUUUUUGUAUCACUGCCAAGACUGUUUUGCCGAGUAUAAGGCUAAUGUAUGUAUUAUUAGUUGGAUCGAUUGUAUUGGUGCUGAUACCAAACAGAGGUGUUUUAUUGUCUUAGUGGGUUUACCAUGUUCUUACUUGACAUUCAUCUCACUUGUUUCUUUCAUGUUGUAACUGUAAAAGUUAUACCUUUCUGUAAUUGGUUAUCUCACUCUUAGAUUGAAAUAGGCUUUUCUUUCUUUUUUGUUUUCUUAUUUUUUUGUUUUUUGUUUUUUGUAUAUGAUUAGCUCAGUUCCUCUCCUGCUUCCAAAGUUGUUUCUUUAUGUACCUUUUUUGAGCAAAUCUUGAUUGUUUUGCGUUUUGCUUUCAAAUGGUAAGAAACACUCAUAUUGUUGCCAAACUCAGUUUUGGAUCAACAAAACCUGUAUAGAAAGGAUGGAAUGGACAAAAUGCUUAAACUUAUUGCUUUGUAUAAUUAUCGCUAAUGUAAUUGUUAAGUAUAUGAUGCAUGGUAAAAUCACUAGUUGUAGGCCUAACUAAACUGUAUGAACUAUCCAUUUCUUGUAAAAAUAUUGAGUAAGGAAUGAGGCGUAUCAGUUAUGUUUAUGUGCAGUGGAUUGAAAGAGACUAGACUGAGUUGGGGCAUGGCUAGACAAACAAGGUUACUUAUUCAGGCAGCCUGAUUCCCAAGACUAUCCCCGUUCCAGUCAAACAAAAUCCGAAAUUCUGGUCUUUUGAUAUUUAUAUUAACUGAUCAACAUUUUUGUCAUUGUUAUUCCCAACAUGAGCCUACCCCUAUUAAUGUGCGCUGCACAGUACAGGGUCUUGUUAACUCUGUUAACCAGUUUGUCAGUUAAAAAUGAAAUGAGCUUUCUCCAAAUUUGGUGACUGGUCCAAGUAGUCAUAAUGAUUAAAUGACGUAAUUAGUCUCAACCCUGCUCCUCUCUCAUCUUAGUCGAAUUCUACCUCCUGUUCUGUGUUGUCUCAGACUUUCCCCUAAAACAUAAAAUGUGAUAUGUUGCAAUAUUUUAAGUUAGGUGAAAAAUGUCAAAAUAUUUAUACUGUUAAUUUGCGAGGAUUUGAGUGUCUUGUACAAAGCAAAAACAGUUUAUAGUUUGACUCUAUAACUGCCAUAGGUUUGUUAAAUAAAAAAUAAAUACCGGU
This is a messenger RNA of Frankliniella occidentalis (western flower thrips), 6266 nucleotides long. Its product is annotated as protein AF-10. NCBI's taxonomy places the organism in Eukaryota, Metazoa, Arthropoda, Insecta, Thysanoptera, Thripidae. The transcript is spliced from 17 exons. Gene Ontology annotation, cellular component: nucleus. The coding region runs from base 332 to 4048 and encodes 1238 amino acids. Gene Ontology annotation, biological process: regulation of transcription by RNA polymerase II. Gene Ontology annotation, molecular function: histone binding; nucleosome binding. The record is from RefSeq and is a predicted model, not a curated record.